Trichoplax adhaerens is the source of this 1938-nucleotide messenger RNA. RefSeq lists its product as uncharacterized. NCBI's taxonomy places the organism in Eukaryota, Metazoa, Placozoa, Uniplacotomia, Trichoplacea, Trichoplacidae. The record is from RefSeq and is a predicted model, not a curated record. The annotation marks the transcript as partial. Gene Ontology annotation, biological process: cell-cell adhesion. Gene Ontology annotation, molecular function: protein binding. The transcript is spliced from 7 exons.
ACUACACUUCGAAUACAAAACGUAUCCUUGGCCGAUGCAGCUAAUUAUACUUGCUCCGUCGAAAAUUUGAUUGGAACACACAAUUUUACCGCAAUAGUAACAGUCAGAAAUGCUCCAAAAAUACUCCUUAAUCCUAGCAAUACUACUAUUGUCGAAGGCGAUAGAAUCGAACUGCAAUGUACAGGAACUAGUUUACCGAUCUUUAGCGUAACAUGGCUCAAAAACAAUCAGCCAACGACUUCUGAUUUCACUACCUAUACUAAUGCAAGUAGUACCAAUCGUACGGCGACACUCGUUAUCUUCUCAGCUAAUAUUGGCGAUGACGGAUUUUACCAGUGCAAAUUAACUAACAGACUUGGAAAUAUUACUAGUAUGGCUAGCCGGGUUGAAGUUCAAUUUGCACCUCGUAUUAUAACAGAACUUACAUCCUCUAGCCAAUCAGUUAUAGAAAAUAGCGCAAUAAUAUUAAAUUGCCAAGCAAACGCAAAUCCUGUACCCACUUUUACAUGGUAUAAAGAUGGUAUCGAAAUUAAUAGAACAACUUACUUAUCGACGUCGUAUAACCAAAGCCAAAUAUUAUUAACCAACGUAACUGAGAUGGACGCUGGAAGCUAUAACUGUACCAGUACCAACCUUAUUGGUAGUGCUAGCAGUAAUAUGGACAUUACUGUGUACAUUCCUACUGCUCCUCCAAGCAACGUUAGUACGAUACCAAUUUCCGGCCGGUUAAUCUCUGUUGCUUGGCUGCCGCCACCGAUAUCUGAUCAAAAUGGUGUUAUAGUCAAUUAUAACAUUUCUUACUAUUCUAAUGAAUGGAAGCAUGGUGAUACUAUACAAGUUAGCGGUAAUACAACAUCCUUGCUUCUUGAAGAAUUAAUACCGCACACAAAUUAUAGUAUCACUGUUAAAGCAGCUACUAUUAUUGGAUUUGGACCAGCCAGUAUCGGUAUAGUUACAAGGACACCACAAAUUGUUCCUUCUGCUGCCCCAGCUAAUGUUAGAGCUACAACAAUAUCUGCUCGAUCAAUUUCUGUUACCUGGCUACCGCCACCGAAAUCAGAUCAAAAUGGUGUUAUAACCAAUUAUAAUAUUGCUUACUAUUCCAGUAAAUGGAGCCAUGGUGGUGAAAUACAAGUUAGCGGCAAUAUCACAAUGCUGGUUAUUGAUAAAUUAAUAGCUUACUCAGAUUACAAUGUAACAGUUAAAGCAAGUACCAUUAUUGGAUUUGGACCUAAGAGUAUCGGUAUAAUAACGAGAACAUUACAAGCUGUUCCUAGUUCUCCUCCAACUAACGUUAGCAUUAUUCCGAUAUCUGCUCGGUCUAUCUCAGUGAGUUGGCAGCCACCACCGAUAUCUGAUCAAAACGGCAUUAUAACCAAUUACAGUAUCUCCUACUACUCCACUAAACGGAGUCAUGGCGGUGAAAUGCAAGUUAGCAGUGAAACUGCAUCGUUUGUUAUUCGUCAAUUAAUACCUUACACAGAUUACAAUAUAACAGUUAAAGCAAGCACUAUUAUCGGGUUUGGACCUUACAGUAUGGGUAUAUUAACAAGAACAUUACAAGCUGUUCCUAGUGCUCCUCCAACCAAUGUUAGCAUUAUUCCGAUAUCCGCUCGUUCUAUCUCAGUGAGUUGGUUGCCACCACCGAUAUCUGAUCAAAACGGCAUUAUAACCAAUUAUAGUAUCUCCUACUAUUCCAGUCAACGGAGUCAUGGCGGUGAAAUACAAGUUAGCGGCAAUAUCACAUUGUUGGUUAUUCGUCAAUUAAUACCUUACACAGAUUACAAUAUAACAGUUAAAGCAAGUACUAUUAUCGGAUUUGGACCUUACAGUAUCGGCAUAUUAACAAGAACAUUACAAGCUGGUAAGUAUAGUACACUAAUUGCAUCGCUUUCCUACAGCUUCUGCAACUAUCAAUAUCAUGCAGAUCUAACUUAA